AUGCGGUACGACGAGCAGAAGGGAGUGCAGCCGCCCGUGAAGUGGGACCCGGACGACGAGGACGACCGCCCUCCAGCGCGUCAAGCCCAACAGCUGCUCGCCAAGGUCGCGCAGUCCUACUGGUGGCUCGGAAUCGUUCUCGCUGCGGCAUGUAUCCUCUUCUUCGAGGACUGCAUCACCAUCUCCGCCAAUGCCGAGACCCUCGGCGGCGACAGCACCCUGGUCACCACCGCACUAGUGCACCUCCUGCCGCUCGCGGUCUUCGCGGCCGACAGCGCCCUCGCCUGGCACUCCACGCGCGGCCUCUCGAAGUUCUGGUCACCCCUCCCGAUUGUGCUGGAGGCGGGCUCUUUCGUCUUGGGACUCACGUCCAUGGGUAUGACAAUGUGGCUCCUCAAAGACCACCCCUUCUUCGCGGCCACGCACACCACGGACGGCUUCUCCGCGGAGCGCGCCGACUUCAUCCGCACGCACCUGGUCGUCUCUCUCAUCCUGCAGCCCCUCGCGCUGCUCAAACCCCUGGUCACGCUCUGGCGGCAGAGCGCCUCGAACGACCUCCUGGUCUCGGGGCGCGGGCGGAUGCGCCUGUCGUUCGGCCCCGCGAUGCGUCAGGGCGUCCUGAUGGCCAGUACCGUCGCGGUGCUCCUGGGGUCGCUGUCCGCGUGGGCGUACGCGCAGCGCAGCGAGUACAUAUCGAGCCACGCGAUCGAGGAAGCGAUGGUCAACAUGUUCGCGGUCGACUCGAGCGCCGAGCUCGAGCGAUACGUACUGAACCUGCGGUCAUUCUCAAACUGGCAGUUGCAGCAUCACGAGUUGUACCUGGCGUCUGACGCGGCCGGAAACGCGUACCUCGCGGUCGAGGGGCGGGCGAUCUCGGCCGCGGAGGCGCAGGCGUACGUCGAGCGCGCGCUCGCGGAGGCCGGCGGCCCGUUUGCGUACCUGACCGCGACCGUCAACACUUUCGCCGGCGGCGCGCAGCAGGACGCGACGGUGGCGAUCCUGAUCGAGCGGGCGCACUUCUUCGAACAAUAUAUCGCCGAGCAGGCCAUGCGCAAGGCCCCGCUCCUCGCCACGACCGUCUUCUGGGUCCUCGUUCUGCUCUGGAUUGCGGAGGCGCUGGUGCUGCGGCCCGUGCAGCGGACGACGAAGCAGAUCGUGGACCUCGCGCACCAGCUCGACGACUCCGGGAUGGUCCUGAAGGGGCGCGCGCGCGCGAGCGUCAGCGACGGGGAGGUGCUGUCGCUAGAGCAGGCAAUGACGCGGGUCAGCGCGACGGUGCGGCUGGUGCUGCGCGCGUCGAUGCGCGGGCGCGUCGUGCUCGACCGGAUGAUGGCGGAGGCCGCGACGGACGGCCUGACCGACCUCGGGCUGGGGGAGUGGCAGCGCAUGUACGUCGGGGAGCAACAGUCCUCCGCGGGGAGUGUCGCCAUCACGGACGCGACGGUCGGGGAGCGCUCGAUGCGCACCUCCGCGGCCGGGCGCAGCAGCACGCAGAUGUCGCUCGCGGAGUCCCUCAUGCGGCAGCAGACCCUGCGCACGUCGCAACAGGCGGCGACGGGCGACCGCAGCAGCGUCACCGAGGGCCCGGUCUCCGAGCUCGCGGCGGACCCGCAGCUCGCGCUGCUCGGGACGCCCAAGUGGAGCGCGCUGAACGUCGAGCCGGACGAAAGCGGGCGCCGCAGCGGCGGGCUGCAGGCGGCGGUGGUUGAGAUGUUCCGACGGCUCGGGAUUCUGGCGGCCUCGCACGAGAACAAGGCGCGCGGCGCGGAGGAGGGCGCGGCGCGGGCGUCGGUGUUCCCGACCGCGGAGACGGUGGUGGCGCUGUGCGGGCACCUGGAGCUGGGGUACGACGCGUCGAACCCCUACCACAACUGGUACCACGCGGUGGACGUGGCGCACACGGCGUACCACCUGAUGAUGGAGGCGCGCAAGCACGAGCGCUCGGGCGGGUUCACGCGCCUCGAGCGGCUGUGCUGCCUGGUCGCCGCGCUGGCGCACGAUCUGGGUCACACCGGGAAGAGCAACGACUUCCUCAUCAAGACUUCGCACUCGCUGGCGGUCACGUACAACGAUAGCAGCCCGCAGGAGCAGGCGCACAGCGCGAUGCUCACGAAGAUCCUCCUCGAGGACCCCGAGUCGGACGUCUUCGCGCGGUUCGGGGCCUCGGAGAAGAGACACGCGCGGCACCUCGUGAUCGCGCUGAUCACGUCGACGGACAUGAAGACGCACUUCGACCUCACGGGCGCCGUCGAGGAGCUCGCCGAGGGCAUGCAGCAGCAGGCGCCGCCGCCCGGCGGCGGCGCGCACCGCCUGCCGUCCGACAAGCAGCACCGCGAGCUGCUCCUCAAGGCGAUCCUGCACGCGGCGGACAUCUCGCACUUGGUCAAGGACCGGAAGGUCAUGCUGAUGUGGUCGGCGCGCAUCAUGAGCGAGUUCUUCAUCCAGGGCGACAUGGAAAAGGAGCUCGGCAUGUCGCCGGUGUCAAUGAUCGAUCGGGAAAAGGAGUACGUGCCGCAGGGGCAGCUCGGGUUCAUGGACGCCGUCGCGCGGCCCUUCUUCACCGCCCUCUGCAACGUCAUCCCCUGGUCGAGCUGGAUGAUGCGCCACUUCUUCAAGAACUACAACGUCUGGCUCGACGUCGUGCGCGAGCACCAGGCCCUGCUCAAGGCCUACGGGCUCGAGACCCGGGACGACAGGAGCAGCUCCGAGGCCGUGGCGAGCUCCGGGACGACCCGCUCGCACCGCACGGACGGCGUGGUCAUGCUCAACCACGCGCUGAUCGAAGUCGCGCGACCGUACAGCAUGCACCACAUUGAUUUUUUCCAGCGGGAAGGCUGGACGUCCGUGCUGCGGCCGAGCAUGCGGCGCCCGUGGCCCAGCAGAGCCAAGGAGGACCUCGAGCGGCCGUCGGACACCGCGCCGCAGCCGCGCGAGCCGUCGGGGUCCACGGACACCACGUCGGGCGCGCACCCAGAGUCGGUCGCGACCAACGCCCGCGUCAGCUCGUCGGACAACCUCGCCGCGAAGGACGCGGCCACGGCCACGGGGGCUGCGCCGGCGAAGUCGCGGUUCGCGCGGCACGACAGCAGGAAUAACCCCCCCCCGAAGUCCCCCCUGGGGCCCCCGCGCGCGGAGGCGUCGUCGCCGGCGCCGCACCCGCCGGAGCCGGUGUGGCCGUUCGAGGCGGCGGAUGAGACCUCGAAGGAGGCGAUCUGGACGGAGACGAUGCACCACCAGGGCCUCGUCUACAUGCCGUUGACGUCGAUUCCGCGGGCGGCGGCGCUCCUGAACACGCAGGAGACGCUGCGCGUGAUGGAGAGUCGUCUCGAGGCGUUCCUGGACGACGCCAAGGACCUUGAGUCGCUGCCGUCCCUCGCGCUGCCCCCCGAGCGCCCGCAGAUGCCGGCGGGGGUGAUGGGCACGCUGCGCCGGCUGAGCACGCGGGCGCGGGCGUCGCACGGCAUGGCCCGCCGGACGUCGUCGCAAGAGGGCGUGCCGAGCUUCGGAGCGAGCGGCCCGCUCGCUAGCAUGGAGCGGAACGCUGCGGCCAAGAAGAGCAUCGGGCGUCCGCGCACAAUGCAGCAUGCCCGCACUUGA
Pedinophyceae sp. YPF-701 is the source of this 3597-nucleotide messenger RNA. The record is from the annotation of a GenBank genome assembly. Lineage: Eukaryota; Viridiplantae; Chlorophyta; Pedinophyceae.